UAAUCCAGGGAACACGACUCUCCACCGCUUAUCACCAAAUCCUUAUCUUUAAUUCCCUUCCUCACUUGUUGUCUUGUUGCUCCACUGUGCACGGUUUCCAUAUCUUUUCUCUCCUCCAUUCCCCAAUAAUUUCUUUCCCUUUUUAAUGUUCUUCUUCUCCCCCAUUUUCACUCCCUUUUAGCUUCAAUUUGGUGGGUUCUUUGGUUUACUUUUCAAGGGUUUCUCUCUUCAAAAAAACCCUCGAGAAAUCUAUGCGCUUAACGCUUACUUUUUGAUUCAUUCGAGGGGUUCUUUUCCUUCUCUUCUUCUUGUUGUUUUAGAGAUGGGUUUGGUGUCUGUUUUUUGGGAGAUUUUAAAGAAACCCACAAUUGGAGAUGUGGUGAGGGAGUUACUGAUUUUUAUAGCUCCUUUAUGGGUUGCUGUAAUUGUUGGGGUUUUAGUUGGUUGGGCAUGGAAGCCGAAGUGGGCAACUAUAGGCAGGGAGAUGUUCAUGGAUUGUUCUGGUUCUAAGGAUUCGGCUCCUGCAGAAUCUUCUGAGUCUUCUUUCAGUGGUUUUGGUUCCCUUCCGAGCUUGAAUUUGAUCAAGUUUCAGUUGCCUAGUGUUAUCUCUUGGAUUUCAGAUGAUGGGGCUCAAAAAGAUUCUUUCUUUUUGUCACCUACUCUUCAUUCCAAUUGCAGUUCAUCACAGAACGAGAAGCAAAAACUGGGUUUUCUGACAGAUGAUGAUUUAGAGCAUUUAUAUAAAUUAGUUGAAGAAAAAGAUGGAGGUCCUGCUUGGAUUCACAUGAUGGAUAAGUCCACCCCAACUAUAGGAUAUCAGGCUUGGCAAAGAGAUCUUGAGAUUGGUCCUACACAAUAUCGUAGCCGGACUGUUUUCGAUGAUGCCACUCCUGAGAUGGUGAGGGAUUUCUUUUGGGACGAUGAAUUCCGAUCAAAAUUGAAGUGGGAUGAAAUGCUUCUUAGUGCCGAAACUCUCGAGUCGUCUCCCACUGACGGCACCAUGGUGGUCCAGUGGGUUCGAAAGUUUCCCUUCUUCUGCAGUGACAGAGAAUACUUGAUAGGUCGUCGGAUUUGGUCAUGUGGUCGGACAUAUUACUGUGUUACAAAGGGAGUACCAUAUCCCUCUAUUCCUAGAAAAACCAAACCUAGGCGUGUUGAUUUAUACUAUUCAAGUUGGUGCAUUCGUGCAGCUGAAUCAAGGAAAGGGGAUGGCCAGCUGACUGCGUGCGAGGUAUUACUUUUUCACCAUGAAAAUAUGGGUAUACCUUGGGAAAUUGCAAAGCUUGGGGUCAAGCUAGGCAUGUGGGGAACUGUCAGGAAGAUUGACCCUGGCUUACGUGCAUAUCAAACCGAAAGAGCAUCGGGAGCGCCCCUUUCUCAUUCAGCUUCCAUGGCUCAAAUAAACACCAAAGUAACUCAAGACUAUCUGACAUCCUUGGAAAGCAAUAGUAAUGAUUCAUCAGAGCUUGAAACACACAAUUCGUCUGAGAAACCAGGGAAGAACAACAUUCCCAAACUUGUAGUUGUUGGUGGGGCUAUCGCGGUUGCAUGUAUUCUAGAUCGAGGGCUCUUAACCAAAGCUGUUAUAUUCGGAGUAGCCCGAAGGUUUGCAAAAAUCGGAAGAAGGUUGUAAUCCUGAAUAUUUUUGUGGGUCAAUCGAAGGAAACCGCACCCACCAGCAAAGCAGAUUGCCAUUGCAAUGAAGUGAGAUGUUGGGGAUGGAUGAAUCUUCUCACUUAGCCGCGUUUAAAAGGUUGGAAGAUGGAAAGAUUAUAUUAGUUUUUGCAAUAUUUGGGCGAUAUAGGAAGUUAGAAUUGGGCACAAGAGAAUGGGAUCAGAUAGUUGGAUUUUUUAAAUGGCCAUGUCGAAAACAGAUCUUAAAACCGAAACUGAGUUCCUUUUCUUGUUCGGUGGCUCUUCUAUUUCAAUAUAUAUACUAUUUAUAUUA
Messenger RNA from Gossypium raimondii (Peruvian cotton), 1948 nucleotides. RefSeq lists its product as uncharacterized. The coding region runs from base 323 to 1633 and encodes 436 amino acids. The transcript is spliced from 6 exons. Lineage: Eukaryota; Viridiplantae; Streptophyta; Magnoliopsida; Malvales; Malvaceae. The record is from RefSeq and is a predicted model, not a curated record. Gene Ontology annotation, molecular function: lipid binding.